Molecule: messenger RNA, 702 nt
Organism: Ostrea edulis (European flat oyster)
Lineage: Eukaryota; Metazoa; Mollusca; Bivalvia; Ostreida; Ostreidae
Product: multiple epidermal growth factor-like domains protein 10
Exons: 5
Coding region: 1-702 (233 amino acids)
Molecular function (GO): scavenger receptor activity
Source: RefSeq, a predicted model, not a curated record
AUGAGACAAAGAAGCCGUUUUGCUGGUUUUUCACUGUAUUUGUCAAACACAACUAUAAAGGAGGAUGGGUAUCUAUGUUACAAGAACGGACAGGAGUUACCGACCUUGGAUUUCAAUACAACUUGCGUCAAACAUGGACGUUACGUUAUAUUUUACAAUGAAAGACUUGACGGAACGACUUAUCCUACCGGAUAUGAAACAUCCCAUGUUUACACUGAAUUGUGUGAAGUAACUGUAACAGGAUGUAAAGAAUCCGGUGUGUAUGGAUAUAACUGUGAUCUACCCUGUCCAAACAACUGUCAGGAAUUGAGAUGUGACAUUGUCAACGGAACGUGUUUGGGUUGUACUGCAGGAUGGAUGGGAGAGUUUUGUAAUGAAUCCUGUCCAGCUGGAUAUUACGGUCUACAGUGUAGAUCUAUAUGUAUUGGACACUGCAGAGACAACCUGUCCUGUAAUCACACCACUGGACAAUGUGACUAUGGUUGCGGUAAUGAAUGGACAGGAAUACAUUGUAACACAGAGUGUCCUGCAGAAUCAUACGGCCCUGAUUGUGUGUAUAACUGUAGUGGACAGUGUCUAAGUUACCUCCCCUGUAACAGGGCAACAGGAAGAUGUGACAGUGGCUGCAAUCUAGGAUAUACAGGGGAACGCUGUGACAAAGGAAGGAGUGCCCUCCAGGAACAUAUGGCCCAGAUUGUCUGA